Molecule: messenger RNA, 735 nt
Organism: Arvicola amphibius (Eurasian water vole)
Lineage: Eukaryota; Metazoa; Chordata; Mammalia; Rodentia; Cricetidae
Product: E3 ubiquitin-protein ligase RNF138-like
Exons: 1
Coding region: 1-735 (244 amino acids)
Source: RefSeq, a predicted model, not a curated record
AUGUCUGAGAACGAGUCUGCCUCCACGCCUUACACCGAGGAUGAUUUCUACUGUCCUAUCUGUCAAGAAGUGUUCAAGACGCCGGUUCGGGUCACGGCUUGUCAGCACGUCUUCUGCAGGAAAUGUUUCCUGACUGCAAUGAAGGAGAGCCGGCUCCAUUGCCCCCUGUGUCGUGGAAGUGUGACCAGAAGGGAAAGAGCGUGUCCGGAGAGGGCCCUGGACCUCGAGACAAUCAUGAGAAGUUUCCCAGGUAAUUGCCGAUGCUGUUCUGAACGCGUUGAACUCUAUCGCAUGAGACAACAUUACAAAACUUGCGAAAAGUACCAAGAUGAGUUCGGGACUUCUUCAACUGUUGCAAGCUUCCAACUGUCUCCAGAGUCCGUGAGCACCAGCAACAACGAGGCAUCCGCCUCAGAAAAUGCCGAGGCUUAUCAAGAAGAAGAAAACGCAAAUCCACCUGAUCAGCCUACCUUUGAUUGUCCUCUGUGUGAAGAAGUAAACAUGACCAGACAGAGUUUGCUGGAUCACUGCAACAACCACCACAGAGCUCAUAUUGUUCCGGUCAUUUGCCCGAUUUGCCUCUCUCUUCCAUGGGGCAACCCUACUCAACUUACCAGAAAUUUCGUUAGUCAUCUAAACCAGAGGCAUCAGUUUGAUUAUGGAGAUUUCGUGAAUCUUCAACUGGAUGAGGAAACUCAGUUCCAGAUUGCUAUUGAGGAGUCUUUCAACGUCUAG